AUGGGAGGGGGAGCACCAUCAGAAGCUGUGGGUGAAAAGAAGAAAACUAAACCACUGAAACCGGAAAUACCCAAAGACAGUAAUGAGGUAACCCGGAUUCGUGAUGAGUCUUCACAGCUAAAGGGAAAAGGCUCUUCAUCUUCCAAAAAGAACAAAAAGAAAAAUAUCUGCCAAGCCGUGCCUGCUGCCAAAGAAUCAAGCCUGCUAGACUCAAAACCUGCUGUUAAGAAAGACCAUCCUAAAGUUGUUUCUGAGUCACUGAAAAAGGAACAUGGGAAGAAAGCAAAAAUCCCAGAAAUGAAUUGCUGUGUACCAAACAUUUGUGUUUCUGAUGACAGGCAUCUCCAAGCACAGGCAGUAUCUGAUGGUCACACUACUAAACCAGGUCAUCACAAGUCUACAAUGCUUAACUUUUCUAAGCUGGGGAAGUUUGGAUCUGCACCGGCUGUGAUUAAAUUACUUCAUCCUCGUGUUGCCGGUCCAUCGGUUGUAAAAUGUGUCCCUAAACAUAUAUUAGUAAAAGGAAAGCCUGACUCCCCCAUAACACAGGGUCAUGUGAAGGAAAUAAGGCCAGGCUCUCCUCCAAACCAAUGGCUUGGACAGAUUUCUUCAAUUCCUUUUCCCUGGCCUCAGACAUUGAGCUGCCCACAGUAUCUUAUGUUAAAUAAAAACAAUGAGAUAAGACCAGCGUUUUUCUUACCACCAGAAGCCCCUAGUGGUGUUCCAGGAGGUGCGCUUGCUUACAACGUGCUAUCUUUUCAACAAGCAUCACCUGAUCCUGGUAACCAGGGUCACAAAACAGAUUCUUCGGCACCAGUGCAUGGUCCAUUUCCAUACAUACACCCGCCUGGUACUCAAAGACAUACUCUAAAUCCCGUUCCAGCUGAUAAAUGUCAUCCUCAUAGCAGCCCACUGGCCAACCUUGCUGAUACAGAUAAAGUGCCACAUCCACAGACAAAUAAAUGCCAACCUCAAGGAUGGACAGCAAGCCCCCAACCAAUCCAUGCUGCUACGGAUAAAGGUCAUUCUCAAGGAGGAGAAAAUAGCCCGCUGGCUUGCCAACCUACAUUUUUUUCACCAACAUACAUAGCAGUAGGCAAAAUGGCACAAGUGAAGAAACCGUGGAAAACCAAUGAUGGUGGCGAAGCAUUUUCAGGCACAUUUGUAAAGGGUGUUACUCAUCAGGGCGAGAAGAACUGA
Molecule: messenger RNA, 1200 nt
Organism: Polyodon spathula (Mississippi paddlefish)
Lineage: Eukaryota; Metazoa; Chordata; Actinopteri; Acipenseriformes; Polyodontidae
Exons: 5
Coding region: 1-1200 (399 amino acids)
Source: RefSeq, a predicted model, not a curated record